AGCGGUAUUCCCGAGUGUAGCUCAGGGUAAAAUGUCAGUACCAAAAGCGGUAACCCCGAGCUACACUCGGGCUUACCCUGUGGCGUUGCUCAGGGAUUCCCUGCAGAACUUACCUUGUCCUUUGCUCCCACGAUGUGUCCCCUGCAGCGUCCCCAGCCAUCUCCUCCGGCCGAUGGCGGCAUCCGGCUUCCGUGUUCCGGUCCCUGUGACGUCGGGACGGCAAAUUUGAAAUUUUUUAAAAAAUGUCAUUUUUUUAAAAUGAUUAUUUUGUCCCUACUGCUUUGUCCUGUGCCCUGCCUGCAUUUGGACUGUUCUUUCUG
Messenger RNA from Staurois parvus, 320 nucleotides. Lineage: Eukaryota; Metazoa; Chordata; Amphibia; Anura; Ranidae. The record is from the annotation of a GenBank genome assembly.